Messenger RNA from Batrachochytrium dendrobatidis JAM81, 828 nucleotides. RefSeq lists its product as uncharacterized. The transcript has a single exon. The record is from RefSeq and is a predicted model, not a curated record. Bases 1 to 828 code for a protein of 275 amino acids. Lineage: Eukaryota; Fungi; Chytridiomycota; Chytridiomycetes; Rhizophydiales.
AUGAAACUUUUAAUUGCUGUAUUGUCAUCGAUCUUGCUUGCAUGCUCGGUCACUAUUGCCAAUCCAAUUCUUCCCAGUGAAACUACAAGCACCAAGUCUAGCACCUCGCCAACUCCUAAUCCAAACGGUAUAGGCUUAGGUGGUCUUAAUCCACUUCCAGACAUCAUCAAGGAAUUUCUCAAAGAAUACGCAGAGAUACAGUAUGGUUUUGAAGAGCAAGAAAAAAUAUGCGACUCGUUAAAAUCUGAAUAUGACAGCCAGACUAUGCUGGUAACGGACUUGGAAACAAAGAUUCAAGAUUUGGAAGAAAAAUCUCAAACAAGCGGUGACGGUCCAGAAUAUAAUGGUAAAAUUCAGAAGACUAAGAUUGAUCUUGAAGCCCAAAAAGCCAAACUUGAGGAUCUUGGAAGCCGCUAUAGUGAGUGCGUGUUCGAAAAAAAUAAUAUUAAAUUUGGAAUGAAUCGCGUCGAAAUAAAGCUUGUGGAGUCCGUUUUUGGAAUUUGGGAUCCUAGAUCAUUUAAUCAAAAAAUUACUCUUAUCGGCAAACAUCCUUCCGCUAGAGGUUACUUUAACGGAUUACGUGGUAAAGGAAAAUCAUUAGGACGCAAUAAAUCUCUUGGUCAGAAUCCUGGUGGUCAACAACAACGCAAAAAACCUAGUGAUCAACAGCGUCAAGAUCCGCAACCAUCAUCAAGUAGACCAUCUGGAUCCCUUGGACAGAGAGUUCCUUCCAAUAGACGAAAUGUGUUUUCCAGGCUUGUGGGUAAUGCUGGAUCAUUGUUUCAGCGACCCGGAGAUGAAGAUCGCGAACCAUUGAUUGAACAUUAA